AUGUCAACCUGGAGACAACUGUCCAGACCACGGUUCCUCGUGUGUCGACAAUGCAUACGGCAGCAGUCUACUUUGGCGCGCGGUGAGCGACCAGCAAAGAGGUGGGCUGACGAGGAAUCAGAUCCAGCAACCAGACAGGCACAAUGGGAAGAGCAAACGGGCAGAGUGCGAGCAGGGAUACAGCAGAGCAUGCUGAGCGUGCUUGAAGAGCGAGGAUUUGUCAAGGAUGUUGCUGGCGGACGCAAGGAACUCAAUUGGCUGCUCACUGAGAAGCGCAUUGGUGUAUAUGUUGGCGUAGACCCAACAGCACCCUCUCUGCAUGUCGGCCAUCUUCUCCCCCUGAUGGCACUGUACUGGAUGUACCUGCAUGGCUACUACACCGUGAGCUUGUUGGGCGGAGGCACUGUACAGAUUGGAGAUCCUUCUGGCAGAACGACAGCACGCUCGCGCCAGGCGGAGAAUGUGCAAUCCAUGAAUGUGGAGAGCAUACAGCGACAACUUGAGAAGCUAUGGACCAAUGUCAAGUGCUUGGGUAUCAAGCACCAGUUCCCGCAGAUGACGAGCCGGAAGCAAGAUAUUCUCAACAACCGCAGGUGGCUCGAGAAACUCAGCGCAGUGGAGUUGAUGAGGGACUUGGGCUCGGGCAUGCGUCUGGGCGCUAUGCUCAGUCGCGAUUCAGUCAAGCUUCGAAUGGAAAGCGGCGAAGGCAUGGCUAUAUCCGAGUUCAGCUACCCCCUCUUCCAAGCCUACGACUGGUGGAGCAUGUAUAAGAACCAGGGUGUUCAACUUCAAAUUGGUGGCUCGGAUCAAUAUGGCAACAUUAUUGCGGGCAUGAAUGCUGUUAGUCAUAUGCGUAAGAUAUAUGGCAUGGAUGACGGAGCGGCAGAAGAGGACCCACGCGUAGCAACGUAUGGACUUACCACGCCGUUACUUACAACCGCUUCUGGCGAGAAGUUUGGCAAGAGUGCUGGCAAUGCUGUCUGGCUGGACGGUCAGAUGCUGAACUCAUUUGACCUCUACCAGUACUUUAUGCGCACCGCCGAUGCGGAUGUAGAGCGCUACCUCAAACUCUUCACCUUCCUCCCCCUCGACUCCAUCAAGCUGCUCAUGUCCCAGCAAUCCCAAGACCCCUCCAAGCGCCUAGCCCAGCACAUCCUCGCCCGUGAAAUCGUCGAGCUAGCCCACGGCGCCGCCGCAGCAAAGAAAGCCGAAGCAGCCCACAAAGACGCCUUCAGCCAAGGCACAAACACCUUUUCCCUCCUCUCCCUCCGAACCGCCAUUUCCAACAGCAAGGAUACCGAUGCCUCAUCAUUGUCCCCAUCGCCGACCGCCGAACCCCCACUCAGCGCAAAAGAACAAGAGCUCCUAGCCUACAAGCGCGCCUAUGCUUCCACCAGCUCGCCCGCCCAGUCACCCACCGGCGCAACACCUCCGCCCCCCUCGGACAAUAAAAUCAUCACCCUACCCCUGUCCCUGCUCGCCCCAGGAUCCUUCCCUCACAUCCUCCACGCCGCCGGCCUCGCCACCUCGCGCUCAGAAGCCAGUCGGCUCAUUGCCAAAAAAGGCGCCUACGUCAUCGUCCCCAACUCGGGUUCCCUGGAUAACCCCACCGCCCUCAGAUGGGCCACUAUCGAACCCGGUAAAGAGGUUGACCCGAAUCAUUACUUGGUCGACUGGGAGGCACUCGUGCUCAGGGCGGGCAAGGCCAAGAUUCAGAUUUGUAGGGUUGUGCGUGAUGAGGAGUUGAGUCCGUCGGUGGGGGAGCAAAAGGCAUGA
Messenger RNA from Bipolaris victoriae FI3, 1776 nucleotides. RefSeq lists its product as hypothetical. Lineage: Eukaryota; Fungi; Ascomycota; Dothideomycetes; Pleosporales; Pleosporaceae. Gene Ontology annotation, biological process: tyrosyl-tRNA aminoacylation. Gene Ontology annotation, cellular component: cytosol; mitochondrion. Gene Ontology annotation, molecular function: tyrosine-tRNA ligase activity; RNA binding; ATP binding. Bases 1 to 1776 code for a protein of 591 amino acids. The record is from RefSeq and is a predicted model, not a curated record. The transcript has 5 exons.